AUGUAUAAAUAUUGUCUUACAUUUCUAUUAUUCUGGCUAGGCUAUACUGCACCAGGCCAACUUACUUGUGAUUCAACUAAUUUCCCAACAGAAAUUUCAUGUAAAACCUCAGGCUAUUGCAAAUGGACAACAACGUGUGUCCCUUAUACCAUGCCAACUGAGUGCUAUAAAAUUAAUGAAAUUGGAGCUUGUCGUUCUGGUGGUGUUUAUGCAACACCAACACCAACAAAUUGCUACCAAAUUAAUUCUUUGAAUGUACAAUAUGAAAAUGUGUGCACUCCUAAUAGCGAUAAUAAAAUUGAUUAUAACUAUGUUAGAUUCCCCAUUUCCAAUACCGGAUUAGCUACUCAUUCACUUACAGGAAUAACAGUGGCAGAUUUAUAAACCAAAACUUUACAAGCAGACUAUUUAUAUUAAGUAUUCACAGUCAACAUACAAUUGGCCACAAACGCUUAAUUAAAUGACAUCUUGGAUUUAUAUGUUAUUUAUGAUGAGGAACUUGUUAAAACUACAACUCAUCCAUAUUAUAUUGAAAAAGCAUUAUUCUAAACAAUCUAAAAUAUUAGAGUAAAGAAUUAUAUUUAGUUUAGGAUGAUACAACAAUAACCCCUACCUUAAGAGGUGCAACAUUAGUUAAGUUUUGGUAAUUGGCUGACAUUUUCUUGUAUAGAGUCAGAACCUUUAGCAAACAUUACCAGACUAAUUAUUAUAUUUUAAAUUUUGCUUAAACCACCUUUUCGAGAUUGUACCUAACUAUUAAUGGUUAAGAACAUACAACAACAUUUUCAUGGACAUCUUACACAAAAAAUGGAUAUGUUUAAGUGAUUUCCUAUCCCGGUACUUAAUUUGGUAUACCAACAACUGCACUAAGUGAUGUAUACUAUGUUAAAAUUAUUGAUGACUCACAACCACUAACAUCAACAACAGCACCUACACCAUUUACUGGUUUAUCUUUGACUGUAACUUAUAUUUAGAGUGGUACAAAGUCAGUGCUUUCUACUUACAAAUUAGUAAAAAUAGAUGAUAAAGCUGCUGGAACAUAUACAUUUUUAAAUGCAGCAGCUAUACCUACUGAACCCACCAAAACUGAUCAAGCCUCAAAAAAAUUAGGUUAUCUUUUAUCAGGUGCAUCCGAAUACCUAUUUUAUAUAAGUGGAGUAGUUUGAU
This is a messenger RNA of Paramecium pentaurelia, 1167 nucleotides long. NCBI's taxonomy places the organism in Eukaryota, Ciliophora, Oligohymenophorea, Peniculida, Parameciidae. The record is from the annotation of a GenBank genome assembly.